GUCAACUGCAAAUACUUCAAUUUACUACCUAUUAGGCUAUUACAUAUUUUGAUAGUUCUAUGAUUCAAAACGAUAUGAAUUGACUGCCAAUUGUGCUACAAAUUAAUACUCUUCGAAUUUUGUAUCCUUAAUCAAUAAAUUACCGAUGUAUUGAACGCAGGCUUGUAGCGCGUAUUUUGAUAAAGAUAUUGAGGUAUUCUUUGUGAGGUAGCUGUAGGUAGAACUUUGAAACCGACUGCAGCAUGGAAUCAAAGUAUGGACCAAAUUCUAUUGAUGAACCGAAUUUGUUGUAUAAAUUGCAACACAAGACAAAAGUAUUUAACACAACAGAAAAAUUGUCAAAUCGGGGUUACAAUUUGGUGGCCUGUAGCAGCAAAUAUGGCAUUGUUUUCAUUGCUGCUCCUGAUGGGACACUUUCAGUCUAUUCCCUAAAACAACUGAUAUCUAAUGAGACACAACAUACAAAUGUGAAGCUUCAAGAGUGUGCUACGCAUAUUGCUGUUAGUUGCGAUGAUGAACUACUUGCAGUGGCUGGUUCGCAAUCUCUUUCCGUGUUUAAAGUCACAGACUUUCAGAAUCAGAAUGUAUCACCAUCAAUAUUUAUGAAGACCAAUGUGAAUCCAUCAACAUUUGUAUCAGCAUUACAAUGGAACCCUUGCAUACCGGACUCUUUAGCAUUAGCAUUCCAAGAUGGUACCUUACUUGCCUGUCAAGUUACCACAAACCAGGUCAAGAAAGUACAAACAAAAGCGAGAUGUAUUUGUUGGAGUCCAAAAGGGAAACAGUUGGUGACAGGCAACAAUGACGGGACACUGUGUCAGUACAAACCAGACUUGACUCUUGCAAAAACAAUACCAGCUCCGAUGUUACCUGAAGGAUCGUCAAUUGAAGCAUUAGCUGUGUAUUGGAUAUCCACUUUUCAAUUUGCUGUCGUUUAUAAAAGUAUUGGCGAUGACAGCCGGCCAUCGGUUACAAUAGUGAAUGCUGGAAAGACGGGACAACCUACUUGCCUCAAUUAUGAAGAUGUAUGUUUCAGUAUGGGCUCUAUCAGGCCCUGGUAUUAUUUUCUACUUGGGAUAGCACAAUGGAAUAUUAUUUUAGCUUCAUCAUCAAACAGUAUGGAAAUAGCAACGCUGGCAUCGACUGACGGUUCCAACUGGAUACAGUGGUGUCAAACAGACGAAGGCAGACCAGAGCUACCAUUGACAGACAAGAAAUUGGAGAAUUAUCCUGUGGGAAUAGCUAUUGACACAUGUGCCAUACAACAACUGCCUUGGGGUGAGAAUGAAACGCUUCCAUACAUGCCGUCCCUGCUGAUCGUUUCACAAUCUGGUCUUCUAACAAUAUUCAAUAUUGUGAACUUGAAUCGAGGAGCCCCUCAAGUUUGUGCCCCACCUCAGCAAUUCACGUUACCCGCAUCAUCGUUAACGAGUGAAAUACCGGGCGAAACACCAGAAGAAGCUUCAACCGUAUCUAUCGUACAGCCCAAGCCUCAAGUAAUCCAACAAGCUCCGGCCCCUCAGCCCAUCCAACAACAACCGAAUCCACCAGCAUCUGUUCCCGCUGUUAGCAAUUUUGCAGCUCAGCCCCAACUCCCGACAAGUGGCUUGAGUGCAUCCAAUGUAAUAAAAGUACCAAAACCGCAAUUUACUUCAAUGUUUGGAUCGGCUGCAACGAAUCAAAAUAGUCAAGCAAUGCCAGAAAAAAAAUCACCACCGCCCAUACAGCAACAACAGCUUCAGCCUUUAUCUCAACCCAAACCACCGGCUGCCGCCAACCAAACAAUACACCAACCGCAACCCAAAGCGGCAGUGGCUCCAACUCCUCAAUCCCCUCAGAUACAGGAGAACGCUGCGCUAAAAGAAGAACAAGAGAGAAUCAAUAAAAUGAAAGCUAACCAAGAAUUAAAGAACAUGCUCGUUAAAGAAGUUAACGAUUUCCAAAUGGAACUGUACAAGUUUAUGGUUAAAACGAGGGAAACUCAAGUUAAGCUUCAACGCGACAUCGAAUCUAUAAGUGCAAAUUUCAAUUUAACUUCGCUAGACUCUGAGCAGCUCAAGAAAGAUUGUUCACUGGAAGACUUAAGGGGCGCGAUAAUACAACUAAAAUUGGAACUUGUCCGCACCUGCGCUCUAGUCGCAGAAGCCCGUACACAUGCUAACACCAAAGAUCUACAACAAUGGACGCAAGCGGAUCCGCUGACAAUAAAAAAAGUUGCAUCAGUGAAGAAACUUGCUUAUUACGUGCGGAAUCAACUGGAACAAGCACAGAAAGCGCUGGAUUAUAAAUGGAACGAAAUAGUCGAGAAUGAUCCAAAUGCCAAACAGGGAAAGUACAUGAUACGUCCAAGACUGGACGACGUGUACCAGCCGCUGGUGAAGCAACAAGAGAUCCUGAGCCGACAACAGACCGUUUUAAGGAACCUGCGUAAUGCACUCAAGGAAUGUGACAUAUUACCGUUAAGCAAAUCUCCGUCGCUGUUGAGAAGCACUCCUUUUAGGAACAAAGAUCCUCUCUCGAAGUUAACGAAGAACAUAUUGAAUAUGAGCAUAGAACCGGAAACGAAGACAAAGAAGCCCCUGCUCACGCCGCAAAAGUACGACGCUUUAAGAGAUAUGCUAUCGAACCAUAAAAUAGUUAAAAUAAAGCCAGUAGACAUUGAAAUGGGACAUCACUUGGCGACGAUGCGGUCUAAGUACGAAAAAUCUAUGCAGGAAAAAGCUCAACAAGCAACAAGCGCGGAAAAAUACGUAAACAAAGAAGUGCAAGUUAAAAUUGAACCUGUUGAAGAAAGCGUGCCCCUUAAAGAUGUUAUUAAAGCUGAACCUAAAAUGGAAACAAAACAAUUUACCGAGACAGUAGCGCCGUUCUCGCCCAUUCAGAGCAAACCCUCAGUACCGGGACUUCAAAACGUCACUAGAACAUUGUUUACCGAACCGAAGCCCGAAGAACCCCGAGUUAGAAUUCCUGUUGAAUCUUUUAAUUUUACUGGAGUUUGCUAUGCACCACCCCCAUUCUCAUACACAUCGCCUGUACCUAAUAUGUCUUCAAAUCAAACGCCUAACAAUGACUUGAAGCAAUUCAUGGGACAGAAAAUAUGCUCACCUAUUUCUCCGUUCUCAAAUCAACCAGCUACUGCGGAAUCGUUAGUGCCGGCCAAUAAGUCGACAGCGAAUCUUGGACUUAGUCAAAAUAGCUUGUCUUCGAGUGCUCAAACACAGCCUGUGGUUUUUGAACCCAAACCUGUGACUGUCGCUUCUGUGAAAUCCAGUGAAACCGGCGAACCUGAAGGUGCAGCAAAACCAGCCGACAGCAAGAAGGUUAAUAAACCUAUUACCAACCUGUUUGGUAUGAAACCAACUACCCCAUUUGCACCCACCAUCUCUAAUGUACCGGACGUUUUGAAAAGUCAUCAAGAAGUACCGAAUACAGAAGUGAGAGCCGUCGUGAAGCACAAUGAAAACGCGAUAGAGAAACCAAAAGAGAACAUAGCGGCCAAAGUCAACGAUGAAUCUAAAGUCGUUCAAAAGAUUGCCGAAAAAGAAAAUGUUCCUAAAACGUUUGUCCCGCAAAUAGUUAAACCGUCACCGCUGAUACCGGUAGUUCAACCAGUUGCAACAAGUUCGAAUGUACUAACAACGCAGACCAUUCCGAUUAAGCUAGAAAUGAAAUCUGAAACAGCCAAGCAGCCUGAUACUCCAGCCACAUCUAGUACAACUUCGAUAUUCAGUGCCGUGAACGAAUCUUCCAAGCUAAUAGCCGCUUCAACUACUUCACCGAUCCAGCCGAAACCUGAUGUGCCUACAAAGGAUGAACUUUCAACAGAAACUAACACUGCAUCACCAGCGACGACUUCUGCUGUCUCCAUUUUUGGAACAGCCGUCGCAUCACAACCAAAAACUACAGCAUCUAGCUCAAUAUUCAGUACAGCUACGCCUUUUAGUGUUACAACACAAAAUUCUAUAUUUGGAGGAUCUGCGACGGGUUCCAUAUUUGGGACACCACCAGCCACGACCAGUGAGUCACCAAAACCAUUGGUGCUUAGCGCACCGAAACCGGUCACAUCAGUAUUCGGAACGCCUGUACCUGUAUCGACCGCAGUACCUAGCGCGAGUGUGACAGCGACCUCAACUAUGGCAGCAACAACGACCUCAACUGCGGCGGCCACAACGUCUUCAACUGUUGCCUUUGCCUCAGCAACAUCAUCGGUAUUUUCGGCGUCCGCGACCACACAGUCGUCAACACUUAGCCCGACAACUGCAUCUUCGAUAUUCGGAACUAGCGCAGUCACAACCCAAGCUUCAGCUUUCGGCACACCCACGACAACUGCGAGUGUGUUCACGCCUACCACAAGCGCCCCAUCUCUAUUCGGGACUGCGACUACAACGACUCAAAGCGUAUUCGGUAGCGCUGCAUCAGACACACAAGCCUCGUCCAUAUUUGGAGCUGCGGCGAAUCAGUCGUCAGUGUUUGGCCAACCUUCGACCCAAGCGUCGGUGUUUGGAACGCCAACCUCGGCUGCGCCGGCUGCGGCAUUUGGAUCGCCGAGCCAAACAACACAAACAUCGUUGUUUGGUACUGCGACGCCAACGACUUCGGCGUCCGUUUUCGGCGCCCAAACGACUCAACCGUCCUUGUUCGGUAGUCCGACUCAGACGAGUCAAGCCUCUGUGUUUGGGACUCCGUCGCAAAACAAGGCCUCCGUGUUCGGGACCCCCGCUGUCACUCAGCCCUCAGUGUUUGGUAGCUCCACCCAGCCAGCUCAAACAUCUGUGUUCGGAAGUAACACGCAAACGACGCAGGCGUCUAUAUUCGGUACUCCGACGUCUACAACUCAAGCAUCGUUAUUCGGAACUCCGACGACGGCGGCCCAGAGCGGUUCUCUGUUUGGAGGCGGUGAAUCUAAUUUAUUUGCAGCCGCAAGUAUCUCGACUACAAGCGCUGCGUCUCCGACCGCCGGCGGGAAUAUAUUUGGAGGGUCGUCGGGGUCUAUUUUCGGUAGCAGCGGUACUAAUGUUUUCGGAGGCAGUACAACCUUUGGUCAGUCAAAUUCUAGUGCGUCUUCGAUAUUCGGCAGUAGAACUACGUUUGGAGAUAAACCCGCUACGAAUUUGUGGGGAUCCGGUAACGCCGCUGGCAACACUGGCUUUGGCACAACUGGAUUUGGUCAACAGACAACAACACAGGGCUCGUCGAUAUUUGGGAACAGUUCCGGUGGUAGCUUCAGCUCGCCUCAGUCCGGCCAAGCCUUCGGUGGCACCCAACAGACUUCGCCAUUCGGUAGCGCCGAAACUAAGCCUUCAGUUUUCGGAUCUCCGCAACAGCAAGCGGCUCCCGGCUUUGGUAGCCCUGCUGCAUUCGGUUCUAAGCCAACAUUCGGUCAGUCUGCUGGUUUUGGUUCUCCUACGGGUAGUGGCUUUGGGUCUUUCGGUGGAUUCAACAAGAGCCCGAACAGCGGAUUCGGAGCGCCGGCUUCGUUCGGUUCUGGAAGCGUGUUCGGCGGCACUCCGGCCUUCGGGAACACCUCCCCCGGGAAAAUGUUUGGGGGAAUGGCCAGUCCUAUAUCAGGUUUCGGGUCUACACAGUCGAACUCGACUUUCGAGAAUUUAGCGACGCAGAACACCCUCACGUUCGGUAAUCUAGCUCAGCAAUCUGGUCAGCAACAACAGCAACAAGCUCCAAGUUUCAAUACGUCUCCAUCGUUCACUGGCUGGCGCGGCUAAAGAGUGCUACGCGAGAAACGAAAUCUACCCAUCAAACGAAAGUAGGGAAGCAGCUUUAGUCUGAUUUGCAAUAGUAAAUAAUUAUGUAUGAUUAUCCGAUGUUUACGUCAGUGAGUUUUAUAAUCGUGUCGCUUUAUUAAAGUGCUUAUAUAAGAA
Messenger RNA from Bombyx mori (domestic silkworm), 5879 nucleotides. RefSeq names its product nuclear pore complex protein Nup214. Lineage: Eukaryota; Metazoa; Arthropoda; Insecta; Lepidoptera; Bombycidae. Gene Ontology annotation, molecular function: protein binding. The record is from RefSeq and is a predicted model, not a curated record. The transcript has 28 exons. The coding region runs from base 243 to 5723 and encodes 1826 amino acids.